Trypanosoma grayi is the source of this 1362-nucleotide messenger RNA. RefSeq lists its product as hypothetical. The record is from RefSeq and is a predicted model, not a curated record. The transcript has a single exon. The coding region runs from base 1 to 1362 and encodes 453 amino acids. Lineage: Eukaryota; Euglenozoa; Kinetoplastea; Trypanosomatida; Trypanosomatidae.
AUGGCUGAGGCGCUGGAGUUGCUGCGCUUUAUGGCUCUUUCAGCGGCCGUCCAUGCUGACGCCGUGCAAUGCCUGGUCGAUGACACCCGCAGUGUCUUGUCGCAGAUGGCGCUGGACCAGGAGCGUCUCGAUACUCUCGAGGGGCAACUAUCCACACUACUAGAAGAGCAACGGCGACUUCAUGCCAUGCGUGAUGUUGUGAGCCGUUCAAGGAGUCUGCGGAGAGGUGAAGACAUGCUACCUAAAGGAGGAGGCGGCAGCAACAAGAGAAAAUGUCAGGCGGCAGCAUCAGUAGUGAGGUCAAAGUCGGGCUCCGCAGAAGUUCCUCCUCGCGCCACCACCCUUUCUAAUAUUGAGGAUGUUUUGCGUUUUGCGUCUAGUGCUGUGCCGGAGGAAGAUGUUCCGUUUUCAGAAACAGGGCGGCAUGGAGGAGUAGUCGGCAUUGCCGCAUCUUCUGCAGAAAAAAGAGCGGAGGAGUGUGGCACCGUAGAGGGGCAUUCAAUUGAUGAGGAAGUUGAACGCGUUAAAUCGGAGAUCCGACUCCUGGAAGGAAUGUCAAUCAAGGCAAAGUUGCGCGAGCUGGAGGCACUUAAGCAGGCGGUCAAGGAUAUAGAUGUAAACUCCAUCGCCGAGCGACAUGUGGGGAAAUUUCGCUUCCCCCAUGAGGUGGAAGCGCUGUGGGAUACCAAGCAAGUCGUGAACCGCACGAAUAUCGACCUCUUCAUUGCACGUGCAUGCCAGCGUCUCUCCAGCCGCUACGAAGACGCACUGGAUGCUAUUGCGGACUUCCCGAUGUGCGAGAGAAGUGACACCACCCGUGUGUUGGGCUCGGCUCUCUACGCCGAGGCGCUAACGUCGGCUCAUAACUACGAUGCUGCCGCAGUGCAGGCUCUGCAGAAUCUGGCGCGCGAAUCGCUGGUGUUAUUCUACCGCGCAAAGCGGCGUCACGCCACGGUGGGCGCGGCAGUGCGGCCGCGGCGCGCCGAUACGGUUCUGGGGCCGGCGGAGUCUGGAUUCCUGCCGAGGGACUGGUGGAGCGCGCAGGUGCUGCGACCCCCCGUCGAUGUGCACCUGCCGCCAGCACGGCACAUUCUUACUGCACGAUUCUCCUUUGUAGAUGCCGAGGAACUCAAGUCCCUCGAGACGCUGCGGGUUGAGUUUCAGCGCGAGGUGCUGGACGCGUUCAUUCGGCUGCCGAAGGCGCUGAGCGAGGUUUGGCAGCACUGUCACACCCCGAUCCACAAGCACGAACAGUUGCAGGAGGAACAGGACAUCAGUGCUUCCUUGGUUCGCUUGCUAGCAGGGAAAGAGGAGGACAAGGGUGUUUGGACGACGAUAGCGCGCAGUACUUUUGAGAGUUGA